This is a messenger RNA of Mercenaria mercenaria, 8343 nucleotides long. RefSeq lists its product as uncharacterized. The coding region runs from base 582 to 6791 and encodes 2069 amino acids. NCBI's taxonomy places the organism in Eukaryota, Metazoa, Mollusca, Bivalvia, Venerida, Veneridae. Gene Ontology annotation, molecular function: protein binding. The record is from RefSeq and is a predicted model, not a curated record. The transcript is spliced from 14 exons.
UCUUUUAUAUAUUUAUUUGCAUUAGUAAUAAGUCUUAAGGUGAAAGUUUUGCAUACUUUUCAGGCUUUAACAGUUGCUAUAGGGUGCAGGUUAUUAUAAGAGCAUUUUAACACGCGAGGAAUAUUCGUUUGGAUGCAUUUCUUCUUUAAAACUCAAUUUGUUAAUAUUUAUUAUAUUUGAAUAUGAUUGAUUGUCGGUCAAUAGAGGUUGUCAUAAAUCAUUAUUGAGAAAACCCCGGUUGCACAAUAGUUUAAGUGAAAGAUAAUAUUUGAAGCAGUUGGUUUAAGUGUUUAAUAUCAUAUUUGACUUUGUAAGUGAAGCGUGGAUAUAGAUAGAGACCUGCUAUGUUGGUAGCAACUGCUGGUUAAAAGUCAAGUAUUUCUAAUUGAUGAUUCUAUAUGACGGAAUAUUUUUUAUAAAACUUGUUCCGGUAUUUAUACGAGCUUUCGUGUUUAAACAAAACAAAAAAUAGUACUUUUGGAUUAAUUUUUUAAAUUCUGUGUGUUUAUCAGAGUGAUUACUGGUCAGUCUAAGAUUUCCUCAGUGGUCAUGACACAACUUUCAAGGAAUGGUAAAACAGUAUGUCUGUUAUGGCAAUGAGAAUGCCUACUAAAGACAGACUUUUAGAUUUCCAUGGUAACCAUGUGCACGUGCAUGGACCGUCUAUCAAACACCACGUGCAACUCAAACCGGUUCCAGAAGCGCCGACGAAAAAGAGAAAGUUAAAGAGAUUACAGAAGGUUAAUGUAUCGGAGACAAAUUCACGGAUUUUAACUUUAUUGAAGGCUGCCGAGGAUGGGAGGAAACGAGCUUCAACCCUGCCACCCCUCGAGAGGGAACCAACCUUCCACAGGAAACCAAAACACUUUAACCCGUACGACGGGACGCAUGAAGACGCUGCCGAUAGUCAUUGGAAAAAGAACUACGAGAAAGUCAGUAUUGAAGUGGACAACAAGGUUAAGCAUCAUCUCAAGCGGCAGUUGAUGCACCGGUUUGAGAAACGCUUGAAGAAGAUGGAGGAGGCGAUGUCAGACGACCUUAGCGGGCGCCACGGCAAGGACUAUAAUCCUUGGGAGGGCAAACAUGGAAAACAGAAAAAGAACAGGGACAUAUUUAGCAAGUACACAGAGACAGGUGCUAAGGCAGGACCGGAAGUUGCAUCAUCAACUAAAGAAGACAAAGCCUUUCCGGAAAUACAAAUUAAGAAUGAAAGCGUUCCAGACGGGAAACAAAACUUACAGAACGCGAGAGUCCAGUUCCCAGAUAUAAAUCAAAAUGGCGACAUCAACGGUGUUCAUUCGGAUGGGGAAGCUUCCUUGGAUUCUAUUCACAAUGACUCUGAUCAUGAAGAACUGGAAAAACAUGAAAAUAACGAUGGAGUGUUUGAUUUAACUAGAUUAAAGACUAAAUAUGCAGAACAAAGUUUUAGACAUAUGGAUGUUAGUCCUGUCCAAACUCCCCACGUGCAGCGUCCAAUGACGCGAGAACAGACGAGACUCUCUUUUGGCGACAAAAUUAAAAGGAUACUUAACGGGGAAGUGCAUGUUAGUUGCCCAACAAUAAACAAAUCAAUACGGUUAUAUCUGUGUUCCGGGUUUUCAGAUUCUGAAGCUGAACGCACGAUUCUAGCAGAGAAAGUCUUUCCGGAACUUAGGACCCUUUGUCUUCUUCAUGGCAAAGAGCUCCAGACGAUUGAUCCACAUCGGGGUCUCGGAGACGCUCUUGUGGAUGACCACAGUAUUCCUGACAUGUGUUUGUCAAAUAUACAAAGAUGUACAGAGGAUCACCUGCAGAGCGUUAACAGUGUGGUAAUUCUUACCGACCGAUAUGGGGAUCCUAUACUUCCAUCAAGUUUGCAGAUUGAAGAAUUUGAAUACAUUCAUAAUGCUGUUACCUCGUACACAAACGCAAAUAAAGCAAAAAUACAUGAACAAAUAGCUAUGUUAGAGAAUCCCUCGUCUCUAAAAGAACGUCGAUUGUCUCAAGAACAUCCAAAAGAUGGCGCCAAAACUGAUAUUACAAAUGGCGACAUCCAGCCAAAAGGGGAAGCAACUGGUCAGGUGACUCAAGAGAAAGCGCCUGCAACACACAAGAAAGAGGAUGGUAAAAAGGAGCAGCAGUUAAUCAAAGCAUUAAAAGAUGAAGAAAGUCAGUUACCUGAUCCAUCCCUGCUGGAGACCUGGUAUCGACUGGAUGAGAAUUCUAUACCCGCAGUUUACAAACUUCAAAACAUAAGUUCCAUUUUGAAGGAUUUUGGUAAAGGGGAUGCAUCAAAACGGGAGUAUGCGAAACAGGCUUGGCUUGCUACACAGUCUAGGCUCCUAGAUAUGAUAAAUCGUUAUGGAACCACUAAAUAUAACAAAUCGCUCCUAGAGUAUGAGCUGAACCAUGUUUUACAAGAGCACGACACGAGUUUAGAGCAGUGCAUCGUGAUAACUCGAGAAAUCGACGACAUUGACGACAACCUGGAUGAUUUGCGAGCAGACGAAUAUGCGGAUGUGACGUCAGGAAAGCCGCGCAAAAGAAACUGGAAUGUCUACAAUAGGCUCCGAAAACUGAAACAAGAAACAUUGCCUCAAAAGGUAUUGGAUCAGUACAUCCUGCCGUUCCAGACCUCUUGGGCUUCGGGAGGUGUCCGUGUAGGCGGAGACCGGAUGCAUCAAACAUACCUAGACAGGAUGGGAAAGCACGUUUGUGACGUAAUCAAAAGACGUCUGCUGGAAGGCUUCAAAGAAGAAGGUCACGAUGACAAAAAACAUUCAAAACUGUUUGAUGAAGUUUCAGAGCAUGUUCUCUUUUAUCAACAGAGAUCACAGAAUUUUCAGGGCAGGAAAGAGACGUUACAUGUCAUGAAGUCAUACCUCCGUUCCACGUGCCAUUCCGUUCUUGUUGUGCACGGGCGCCCUGGCUGUGGAAAGUCGUCUGUUCUUGCUAAAGCAGCAAAAGAAACACAUCGAUGGCUUAGAGGCCAAGAUGUUGCGACUGUGGUACGGUCUGUCGGCUCAACGAAAGAAUCCACAAAUAUUCGGAACCUCUUGUACAAUAUCUGUCAACAACUGUCUCUGAUAUACAACGCCGAAUCCAGCCAGGUACCAACGGAUUAUGUUGGAUUGAUCAACGAUUUCUCACAACGAAUGAGUCUGGCCACCGAGCGUAAACCACUUGUGCUAUUUAUAGACGCUUUGGACAGGUUGGAAGAUGAUCACGAUGGCCGGAAGUUGUCAUGGUUACCGAAAACGUUGCCAGACAAUGUUCAUCUCAUCGUCUCAACUCUUCCUGAUGAAAAGUUCGAUUGUAUGCCAAGCCUCAAGACGUUGCUAGGCGACAAUGCUGACGUAUUUUUAGAACUUCCGGAACUCCUAGAGUCAGAUACAAUGAUUAUUCUCAACCAUUGGUGCAAUAUUCAUAACCAUACCCUUACGCAAGAACAGUUUGAUAUUAUAUUCAACGUCAUGAAAAAAUGCCCAACUCCAUUGUUCUUAAAACUUUUGUUCAAUGAAGCUUUGAAGUGGGCGUCUUACACUGAUGUCCAGGAGUCAAAGUUACCUGAUUCCGUGAAAAAGAUGGCGGCAAUCAAAUUUGGGCAGUUGGAGAUAAAAUACGGCGAAGCACUUGUUCGUAGAGCUAUAGGUUACAUAGCAGCAUCACGGAAUGGAGUGACGGACCACGAGAUGUUAGACCUUCUUUCAUUGGAUGACGCGGUUAUGGGUGAAAUUGCUCCACAUUACAACUUGGUUCGUAGACGUGUCCCAAGUUCAUUGUGGUAUCGCAUCCGAGAAGAGUUGGUCCUAUACAUAAAGGAAGUGAAAGCGGACAACGUGAAAACGUUGCAAUGGUCUCAUUCCCAUUUCCACGAGGCAGCCAAAGAAAGGUACCUGAUCCAGCGCGACAAGGCUCCGUCAUACCACAAAGUGAUGGCAGAUUAUUUCCUUGGAACAUGGGUUACCAAACCGAAACCCUACCCUGGAAAUGACAAGGGUGUUUUGCGAUACGUGUCCGAACAACCGCUCUACUGGGAACCGAAAGAUGCGAUCAACGACGGCUCUAUGCGUGUUUACAAUCUGCGAAAAAUUAAUGAACUCCCGCAUCAUUUACUCUUGUCGAAUUUAAUGCAACAAUACAAAACUGAAACAAUGUGCAAUUUUGAAUGGGUGCUAGCCAAACUGUGCGGAACCUCUCUCCGAAGUCUCGUGGAAGAGUACCACAUUGGCCUUGAAAUGGAACCGUCCGACCUUGACCUUAAAUUAAUGUCGGAUACUCUUCAGCUUUCAGCAACAGCAAUACAACGCGAUCCACGGCAGUUGGCCGGUCAGGUGGUCGGGCGGCUUCAAGGUAUUGUGAACAGGGAUAUUCCCUCUACUCCUGGAGAUCCACCGCGGUACCCGUUUAUACAUUCAAUGGUAACGCAAGCAAAGAAUACGUCGAUACCAGCACUAGUUCCAUCUAUAGGGUGUCUUACAGAGCCUGGAGGUAUACUGUAUGAUCUUUUAUCUGGUCACACGAAGCUUAUAACCGCUGUUACAACGACCACAGACGCACAACGAGCCUUAACUGCAUCAGAGGACAAUACGUUGAAAGUUUGGGAUUUAAAGAGUGGAAAAGUGACGUCAACUAUUGACAGCUUCGGGAAAAAUGUGUCAAAACUUCGGACUGCAUUAAACAACAAAUAUGUAAUUUCUGUAGAAGGUAGUGUCAUAAAAGUUUGGUCACUUGCAGACAAGGAAUGUUGUUUAGUUGUUGACCAGUACUUGGACCCACCUGUUCUAAGUGUAGCCGGAGAAGGAAAACUUCUUGUAGCGUUCUUUCAAGGUGUGAAUGCAUUGAAAACAUGGGAUCUAAGUGAUCAGUUCAGACAUGUAUGUGAAACAAAAAUUGAAGGCGAAAAUGUGUUUAGUGAUAAUUCUGUCGUACUCGCUCCAAAUUCGUACGGCGAUUACGUAUUGCUCGCAUUUAGAGGAGCAAAUUCGGCAAUGAUCCAGCAUGCGCGAACUGGUAAAGUUCUUCACAAGCUGAAAUGUCAUGACGAUUCCUCCUCGAUAGUUGCGUUGGCAAUCACGCGCGACUACAUGAUCCUGGCAUGUAGACAACACUACAUGAAACUUCACGAGAUCCAUCAGCUUGAAAUGUUUGAUGCUAAGAAAGGAAAGUAUUUGCGAAGCAUUCGCGGAUGUACCCAAGAUAUUAUUACAGAAAUGCAUAUAAACCUUGUAGGAUCUCAUGCCAUAGUCAUAUGUGCGUCUGAAACAAGUAAUUCAUCAAAUAUAGCUAUAUGGAAUCUUGAAACGGAAGAUCACAAGCAUCUCGCAAAGCAUUCUGGGGUUUCUACAGUAGGCGCAUGCGCCGACUUCAGGUACUGUUUAACAGCACAAAAGGGAGAUAACACCCUGAAGAUCUGGAACAUCAGUAAAUACAUCAAUCAGCCCAUGCCGAAAAUGAAAAGGUCGUUAGGUGUCGCUGAAAUCCAUCCGAUGAUAGAUAACCCACGGUACGCGAUUGCCAGGCAGGUCAAUCAUGGCCCAAUUAGCAUAUGGAAUGUUGCAAAAGCAAAAUGUUUGGCAAGUGCCGUUCGGAUAGAACGGGGUCUCUCUGAACAUUCUGAUGUCGUUCUGAUAAGAAACUGUAAUGUAGUCAUUUUGACUGAAAAGGGACUGAAAGAUUCAAAGCCCGUGUUCAAAACUGUGUUGAUUUACGAUCUACGUGCGAAACGUUACGUGAAGAAGAUCACACAAUGUUUCAUAGUUCCUUCCCCUGCCCAUGAAUACGUUCUUCUGGAUGAUGAAACUUUACUUGGCCCUGCGGAGACCAGAAAUCACUUCAUCAUAUGGAGUUUAGCUACAGGAAAGGAGUUGUUCCGUAUAAGACCCAAGUUCAAAGAGUCCGACUUCAGAGGAGGUGUUCGAGAAGCUGACCUUGAACAUUCGCUACAACUCAGAGCCAGCACCGCAAAACUCACGCCCUGGGACCGAAGAACUGAAAGCAACGCCGCGAGACAGAAACGUCGAGAGAAAGCGCGGGAAGAAGAGAGAAAACAUCUGGAAGAAAUUCUAAAAGAGAAGCAAAAUGGAUUUGAACAAUUCAUUAUCAGCGGGGACUUAAAUGUUAUUGUUGCGUCGUUCUUCGCACAUCACUUAUGCGUCUUUAACGUAGGUUCGAAAUUGCAUAUGCAGACAUUAGAGAGUGAAAGUUCCAUGUUGUUUCUUCACGUUGCGGCCUUGAACUUUGAUGGUAGUUGUCUUGUUCAUGCAAAUUAUGACGAAACAUCAAAAGUGAGUUAUGUCACAUUAUGGGAUACUGAAACAGGUCAAGUGAAGAAGCGUCUAAAAAACGAAAUUGAUGUUCUUGCUAUUGCGAUAACAGAUGAUGGUUCCCGGGUUGUUUUUGGAAAAGCAAACAAAGAAUUGCGCAUUUGGGAUCCAAAUAAAAAGACCCCAGAUGCUAUGAAGAGGAUAAAGGGCUACGAUAGUUUGGAAUUUGGUGUUGGAAGUCAAAUAUUUACCCUCAACAAUGGAAAACGUGCUGUCGUUUUUGCAGGCGAUAUUUCUGUUUGGGACUUGGAAAAUGCCACUCUCUUGGCUGCUUUCACACCAGAUACACGAAUCGAGGUAGUGAAUGUUGUAAUGAGCGGUCAGCUGAUUACAAUAGGUGUGCACGAAUUUUCCGAACUGGUUGUUCUGAAAAUAAGCGGGAAAGAUGUUAAAGCAAUUUUUGAUGUUGAACAUGAAGACUUGUUCGGAGAAACAACUGGUGACACAUCUGAUGAAGAAGAAGAUGAUGAAGAUGAUGAUAUUUAAUAAAGUUUAGAGCAACUAUACGUAGGUCGAUGAAAACGUAUAGAGUAAUAACAAAUUUAUUAAGUAUUGAAAAAAAUGAAUUUCGCUGUUGCAGAUCACCGGCAUAGCGCUAAACAGUUGUAAGCAGUCAGUUAUUUAAACAAGAAUAGAAAGAAUAUUAAAUAUGGCGGACAAACGGAUUACAUAAUUAUAUGAAAUAGCUGUAGGAUACGAUGUUAAUUCGAAUGAACAAGUUUUUAGUAUAGUUCCAGCCGCUGAAGUAAUGAUAACUUAAUGGCAAUGGUGGUGCAUACUACAAACGGAAAAGAAAAGGUGCCUUAAAGUUUUUUUUAAAGAUAUACCAUGUUCAUGUUUCACUAAAAUAUUUUAUCAUAAGAUAUCGAUUUGAAUAUAUUAAAAUCUUCAUCAGAUUUAUUUCUCUUAUGUUGUACAUGUGGAGCCGCAAACACAUCCAGUAACAGUAAUUUGUUAAAAACAAGUGUUGUAAGAUAUUCCUGAGUUUUGUGUAAUUUUAAACCCAAAACAUUGUACUGUAUAUUCACACUAACAUGUUUAUUCUAUGUCUACAUAAAUACUGCGAAAUAAUUGUUAAAAAUUUGGGCAUAAUAUGUCUUUAAAGAAACUUAAUUACAGUUAGCCAUUCAAUUCAACAUGCAUUUAUUAAUUUUACCUUGCUGGAUAAUAUUUGCAGCCAAUGGUAGCUCAUAAGAUAUGUAUUUUUAAACUAUUUCGCUGUUUUUUAUUCUGUAUAAUUUUCUGUCAAUUUUAGAAAUGAUACAUAUACUAAUAUUUGAACUUUUUAUAUUUUGAAGUUUCCUGUGAUACUUUCAUGUGAUAUUUUUGUCUGAAACUUGUUUCACGUGACCAUUGAAUAUGGAAAACAUUUAUUUAGAUAGAUACGUUUAAAAUAGAUGUUUUUAUACUGUUCAAAAUGACAUUUUGAAUGUUUUUUAAAGGUGCUUUAGUAUUUACCUUUUUUAAUACUAUACAUGCAUGUGAAUCAGUUUACAAAAUAUAUGAAUAGUAGUUUAAUAUUUACAUACCUUUUAUGUCUCAAAUAAAUGAGAUAUUUUUGUUGUUGCUGUUGUUGUUUAAGAGUGUAUGUAACUUGUAUGUACCUUUGUGAUAUUCUAAAGUCGAUUUAUAUGUUGUUGAGAUAUUGUUUUCGUUGUUUUUCCGAUAUUUUUUGUAUUUAUUGACGUUAUAUUUUUUUCAGCAUUUAUACUUGAUCUUUAUGGCGAUAAUAAUGAACACAUUGAUAUUGUCUACGCAUAUAAACGUUGAUAACUAAAUAAAGCCUUCGCGAAAGUUACCAAAUCUACAGUAUUACUAUAAUGGUUUUGCUUGUCGCUGGUAAAUUUUGGUAAUUUUAUAAUUCUAUGUAGUUUGAUUUUGAAAUAAUAUACUUUGAGAUUGUGGACUCUUAGUGACAAUCGGUCCGAAAAAUACCGAAAUAACAGACGAGAGUACGAAAUAGCACGGAAAUUGCCGAUCGUCAUUACGAUUGAAUAUUCAUUUACGUGGUUCUGUUGUGGAUAUACUGAAAAGAAAA